Messenger RNA from Heteronotia binoei (common prickly gecko), 2090 nucleotides. RefSeq names its product ATPase H+ transporting accessory protein 1 (gene ATP6AP1). The coding region runs from base 13 to 1368 and encodes 451 amino acids. The record is from RefSeq and is a predicted model, not a curated record. Gene Ontology annotation, cellular component: proton-transporting V-type ATPase complex. Lineage: Eukaryota; Metazoa; Chordata; Lepidosauria; Squamata; Gekkonidae. The transcript is spliced from 10 exons.
CAGGAAGGAAAAAUGGCGUUGCGGGAGGCGGCGGGGCGGCUGGUGCUGCUGCUCUCGGCGCUGGCGGCGUCCGCGGUGCGGGCAGGGCAGGUCCCCUUGCUGGCCUGGUCGAGCCAGAGCUCUUUAUGGUCCCCCUUGGCGGCUCCUCACGAGGGGCACGUGGUCACCGAAACACAGCUGGCGGCUUUGCUGGACUCGGCACUAAACAACGGGCCCCAUAAUGUGCUGCUGCUGCUUCAGGACAAACUCAGCGUUGAGGAUUUCACCGCCUAUGGAGGGGUUUUUGGCAACAAGCCGGACAGCGCCUUCCCCAAUCUGGAGAACGCCUUGGCCGCAGCUCCGUCUUCCCUGGUGCUUCCUUCCGUCGACUGGUUUGCAGCCAGUGCCGUCCCCGCUUUCUUGAAAGCCAAGCUGGGCAUCGCGCCUCUCCACGUGGAUCAGAACACCCUGCAGGAGCUGAAGCUCAACGCCAGCCUCCCCGCCCUGCUGUUGGUACGACUGCCAUACACCACCGGGUCCAGUCUGAUGGCGCCGAAAGAGGUUCUGACCAGCAAUGAUGAAAUUCUGGGGCAGGUUUUGAGUGCUCUCCAAUCGGAGGACAUCCCCUACACAGCCAUCCUUACAGCGCUGCGGCCUUCGCGGGUUGUCCGAGACGUCUCCGAUUUGGCCCCCGAGAAGGUGGGACGGCAGCUGCUCCAGAAGGAUGAGACGCUUUCACCGCUUCAGUACCCAAAAACUGGGACCCCCAAGAUCCUCUUCUGGGCCAGCAAUUUCUCCUUGAGCUUCAAUAAGACGUUGUACGACCUUACGAACCUCACGUUUGGGAAUAACACCCCUGUCAAUGUGGACGGUUCCAAGACAACUCAAGACUUUUCCUUGUUGGAGAUGAAGUAUGAAAAUGUGGGCGGGAAUCCCAUGACAGUCAGGUUCCACGUGAGAAACCGCCGCUACAACGUCUCUGCCCGGUUCUGGUUUAGCCUUUACUUAGUGGAGGUGAUCCACGGUGGAGGCCCCGUCGUGAACUUCACCGCCACCCAGAUCACAGCCCCCAGCAACUAUUCGUUCAGCUGCGUCCAGGUCAGCAGCUUUCCAGCUUCGGAGGCCCUCCUGAUACCUGGCAGCGAUCACGGCUGGAAGCUGACGAUGACAAAUUUUCAGUUCCAGAGCUACAACGUGACCGGCCUGCGGUUCUCCUACGCCAGCGACUGCGCUGGCUUCUUCUCUCCCGGGAUCUGGAUGGGGCUGCUGACCUCCCUCCUCCUCGUCGCCAUCUUCACCUACGGCCUUCACAUGGUCAUGAGCCUCAAGACCAUGGACCGUUUCGACGACCCCAAGGGGCCCACCAUCUCCGUGCCCCAGACGGAAUAAGGGGGGCAGCUUCGUUGGCAUUCUCCGCUCUGGGAUUCAGACGCUGGCUUUGUUCCGGUCAUUCCAGCCCUCACCGCAUCUCUCCCACCCGUAGCUCGAUGCAUUAAAUCUUUCUCUUCCUCUCCUUUCCUUGCCCCUUCUCCCCAGUAGCUGUUUCCUCAGUAACGUUCCCCUGAUCGUCUAUUCUCUGCCUUUUAAAUCUUCCCUUAGCUUUCCCAGCUCCCAAAAUUCACGGGUGACGUAGGCGCAAAGAAAGCAGGAGGGGAGGGGACGUCCUUCUGUGUGAUGGAGAGGCAGAUCCCCCAUGUAGCAUCAGGGUGUGGACAAAUCUAUUCCGGAACAUUCUGCCUCUGCCACAGCCCAUAGCUUCCCCCCCCUCUUUUUUUUUCUGGCGGAAGAGGUGUCGUUCUAUUUCCUAACGUGACGUGGUGUACAUAUCUUUCACUUUUUUCUUGUUGCGAUGGAAGAUUUCUUGUUUUGCCUCACCUGGUCAUCCUCGGUCUGCAGCCUCUUUUGUGCUGUAUUCUAAGUGGUCCUUCUCGCCACCCUCUUUCCCCUGCUUAUUUAUUGAUGUGACUUCUGUGAUUUGGUUUUGUUUACAGUGAUUCAGUACUUGGGACUCCCAUGUUCCCCCUCACACUGGGCCAGCAGAGUCCCUUCCUGUGACCCUUUGCUGUCCCUCCACUGUGGAAGGAUGUGAAUAAAAAGAGGAAAAAUUGGAA